CCUGUGCCUUGUGAGGCUGGCAUGCAGGAUGGCCGGACAGCCCAGCCACAUGCCCCACGGAGGGAGCCCGAACAACCUCUGCCACACGCCGGGGCCCGCACACCCUCCUGACCCACAGAAGCACCCGAACACCCUGUCUUUUCGCUGCUCGCUGGCAGACUUCCAGAUCGAGAAGAAGAUAGGCCGAGGACAGUUCAGCGAGGUGUACAAGGCCACCUGCCUGCUGGACAGGAAGACAGUGGCUCUAAAGAAGGUGCAGAUAUUUGAGAUGAUGGACGCCAAAGCCAGGCAGGACUGCGUCAAGGAGAUUGGCCUCCUAAAGCAACUAAACCAUCCCAACAUCAUCAAGUAUUUGGACUCGUUUAUUGAGGACAACGAGCUGAACAUUGUGCUGGAGCUGGCCGAUGCGGGUGACCUCUCGCAGAUGAUCAAGUACUUUAAGAAGCAGAAGCGGCUCAUCCCCGAGAGGACGGUGUGGAAGUACUUCGCACAGCUGUGCAGCGCCGUGGAACACAUGCACUCUCGCCGGGUGAUGCACCGAGACAUCAAGCCUGCCAACGUGUUCAUCACGGCCACGGGCGUCGUGAAGCUUGGUGACCUCGGCCUGGGUCGCUUCUUCAGCUCCGAGACCACCGCAGCCCACUCCCUAGUGGGGACGCCGUACUACAUGUCACCGGAGAGGAUCCACGAGAAUGGCUACAACUUCAAGUCCGACAUCUGGUCUCUGGGCUGUUUGCUGUAUGAGAUGGCAGCUCUCCAGAGCCCCUUCUAUGGAGAUAAAAUGAAUCUCUUCUCCCUCUGCCAGAAGAUCGAGCAAUGUGACUACCCACCUCUCCCUGGAGAACAUUACUCUGAGAAGUUGCGAGAACUGGUCAGUAUGUGCAUCUACCCCGACCCCAACCAGAGACCGGACAUCGGAUAUGUGCACCAGGUUGCCAAACAGAUGCACGUGUGGACUUCAAGCACCUGAACGUGGACGCAGCGUGCCUUAUCAGAGCCGCACCACUUUGCCUUACUUGAGUCUUCUCUCCAAAGUGGCCGCCUGGUAGCCUAGAUCAACUAAGACAAGAGGGUUCAGCGGGUUCCCCGAGGGGGCCGGGCUUUACAGCAGAUGCCGAAUGCAGAGCAGCUGGGGGGAGGGGCACUGGUCACACGUUAACUGGUGGUCAAAUUCGAAAGUCCUUUCUUUAAACUUUUGUGGACAAUCUCAGCUGGGUUGUUACCAAGGGUGAGUGGUUGGGCGAGCCACUGACGCGCCCCAUGUGUCUGGACUGUAAUGUGAAUCUUGAGGAUAAUUCCUUCAGUGACCUGUCAAGGUUUGUAAGAACAGGGGGGUUGCAGGAGACCGUGUGAUUUGUAGUGAGCCUUUCAAAAUGGUUAGUAGCAAGUUCGGUUUAGCUCUUAGAAUCUUUUUUAAAAAAAUCAAGCUGUGUGCUUGCUCUGUUGUAAAAGGAUAAGGUGGAAAUAAUUUUUUUUUAAGCAGAGUGAUUUUCCUAAUAUUUUAUCUAUGUUUAUAACUCGAUGAAUGACGAUGAGGAGAACUCAGCAUCUGGCACAGAGCUUCAGAAGGCAAAUAAUAUUGGGAAGCCACGUGUGCCUUCCAUGCAGUCCGGCUCAGCCGCCUUCUCCUGAACACCUGCCAUGUAGCAGGCACUUCUGUCACCUGCUUCAGUGCUGGCAGGUCACUUAACAAUCAGUGUUAAGCGUUGUCCUCUGUGGGAAGGAAGCAUGGGGUACCAAAAAAAAAAAAAAACAAAACAAAACAAAUAUAAAACAUGCCCUUGGGCUGUUCUCUGUGCAAGUUCUGGUUCUGCAACUUCCUGCCGCGACCCUGGGCAUCUUCCUUAGCCUGAGCCUUAAUUUCUUCAUCUGUAAACUGGGACUAAGACUAUCUACCUUCAGCGUUGCUGACAGAAUUUGAAAUAAAAUCUGCAGGUUACCUAGCAUCAUCGCCUUGCAGACGAUCCCAAAAUGGUUGCCACUCCCCCCUUCACAAAACUGACCCAUGGACCAUGUAAGUCAAGAGUUAACAUACAGCUGUAUUAUGCGUAGGAAACCAGAACUAUGUUCAUUUAUUUGUUCCCAAAUAGGAUUAACUGUGAAGACUAAUUUAUAAAUGUGAACUUAAGGAAAACUCAAGCUCUGAAGGAAAUCGUUUGCUUAUACUCAAGUUAAUCCUCAAAUGGUCUAAGUUGUCACCUGCUGACUUGGUGACAGUUCAGCCCUCCAGCUAGAUAGAGACAUGCCCGCCCGCUCUGUUAGCGUUCUGGUCAGGUGGUCCGCUUGCAGCCAACUUGCUGACCAGGGGCCCAGGCCUCGCUGGGGAUAAAGGACUUGGGCUGGGCCACUGCUCUGUUUCCAUGUGUGAACUCUGUUCUACUGUAACACUGUCGGGUUUGAGACAUUUUCUUCAGAUGCAACCUUUGCUUUGUACUUGUUCUCCAUGUUUGAAAUAAAACGGGGUAAGA
Puma concolor (puma) is the source of this 2468-nucleotide messenger RNA. The record is from RefSeq and is a predicted model, not a curated record. Lineage: Eukaryota; Metazoa; Chordata; Mammalia; Carnivora; Felidae.